Molecule: messenger RNA, 1443 nt
Organism: Scedosporium apiospermum
Lineage: Eukaryota; Fungi; Ascomycota; Sordariomycetes; Microascales; Microascaceae
Product: Citrate synthase, mitochondrial
Exons: 3
Coding region: 1-1443 (480 amino acids)
Biological process (GO): tricarboxylic acid cycle; carbohydrate metabolic process
Cellular component (GO): mitochondrial matrix
Molecular function (GO): 2-methylcitrate synthase activity
Source: RefSeq, a predicted model, not a curated record
AUGUCGACUUAUCUGAGGACCAACACCAGGGUGCUCGGCGCCAUCAAGGCCCAGCCCUGGAAGAUCAGCUGUGUAGCUGCCGGCCGCGCCGCCGCCAGGGCCUACUCCUCCGGUGCCGAGCCCGACCUCAAGGAGACCAUGAAGGAGGUCAUCCCUGCGAAGCGAGAGCUCCUCAAGAAGGUCAAGGCUCACUCCGAUAAGGUCCUCGGCCAGGUUAAGGUUGAGAACACCCUUGGCGGCAUGCGUGGCCUCAAGGCUAUGGUCUGGGAGGGCUCCGUCCUCGACGCCAACGAGGGUAUCCGCUUCCACGGCCGCACCAUCAAGGACUGCCAGCGUGAGCUCCCCAAGGGCAAGAACGGCACCGAGAUGCUUCCCGAGGCCAUGUUCUGGCUCCUCCUCACUGGCCAGGUCCCCUCGACCAACCAGGUCCGCGGCCUCUCGCGCCAGCUCGCCCAGGAGGGUGCUCUCCCCGAGUUCGUCUCUAAGAUGAUCGACGCCUUCCCCAAGGACCUUCAUCCCAUGACCCAGUUCGCCAUUGCCGUCUCGGCCCUCAACUACACCUCCAAGUUCGCCAAGGCCUACGAGCAGGGCCUCAACAAGGCCGACUACUGGGAGCCUACCUUUGACGACUGUAUCUCCCUUCUCGCCAAGCUCCCCACCAUUGCUGCCAAGAUCUACCAGAACUCGUACCGCGGUGGUGGUGCCCUUCCCGCCGAGAUUGACCUCGAGCAGGAUUGGUCUUACAACUUCGCCGCUAUGCUCGGCAAGGGCGGCAAGGAGAACGAGAGCUUCCAGGACCUCCUGAGGCUGUACCUCGCUCUCCACGGUGACCACGAGGGUGGCAACGUGUCUGCUCACGCUACCCACCUCGUUGGCAGCGCUCUCAGCGAUCCUUUCCUCAGCUACAGCGCUGGUCUCCAGGGUCUUGCCGGCCCUCUUCACGGCCUUGCCGCCCAGGAAGUCCUUAGGUGGAUCCUCCAGAUGAAGGAGGCCAUCCCCGACUCGUACAGCGAGCAAGACAUCAACAACUACCUCUGGGCCACCCUCAACUCCGGCCGUGUCGUUCCUGGCUACGGCCACGCCGUCCUCAGGAAGCCCGACCCCAGGUUCGAGGCCCUCAUGGACUUCGCCGCCAGCCGCCCCGAGAUCGCCGCGGACCCCGUCUUCCAGCUCGUUCUCAAGAACAGCCAGAUCGCCCCCGAGGUCCUCAAGAAGCACGGCAAGACCAAGAACCCCUACCCCAACGUCGACUCCAGCUCCGGUGUCCUCUUCCACCACUACGGCUUCCACGAGACUCUCUACUACACCGCCACCUUCGGUGUCUCUCGUGGUCUUGGUCCUCUCGCUCAGCUCAUCUGGGAUCGUGCCCUCGGCCUCCCCAUUGAGCGCCCCAAGUCCAUCAACCUUGAGGGUAUCCUCAAGGAGGUUGAGAAGAGCUCUUAA